Molecule: messenger RNA, 5097 nt
Organism: Paracoccidioides lutzii Pb01
Product: clathrin heavy chain 1
Exons: 6
Coding region: 1-5097 (1698 amino acids)
Biological process (GO): intracellular protein transport; Golgi to endosome transport; receptor-mediated endocytosis
Cellular component (GO): clathrin coat of coated pit; clathrin complex; actin cortical patch
Molecular function (GO): clathrin light chain binding; structural molecule activity
Source: RefSeq, a predicted model, not a curated record
AUGGCCAAUCCCACAGACAUCCCCAUCAAGUUCACGGAACUUUUACAGUUGCAAUCCAUCGGCGUUUUGGAGAAUGCAAUUGGUUCUGAUUCAUGCACCCUAGAGUCCGAUCACUUCGUCUGUGUACGGCAACAGACCGGCAAUCAACAACAAAUCGUCGUUGUUAACCCCCACAAUCCAGCUGAAGUCAACCGUCGUUCGAUCCCGGGCGACAAUGCCAUUAUGCACUGGAAUAAACAUGUCAUCGCCGUCAGGCUGGCAACUGGAAAUCUUCGGGUUAUCAACCUCCAGAACGAACAGGUCAUCAAGGACGUCAUAUUUAGGCGUGAGAUUCUGUUCUGGAAAUGGAUUAGUGAACGAACUCUUGCCCUAGUGACCGGAGACCGCAUCUACCACUGGGACGUCUUCGAGGAAAAGAGCCAGCCUAUUGAAGCGUCUACUUUGAGGGAGCCAAUUAAGAAAGACGGUGAAUUCGAUGAAAGCAAGAAAUGGCAAAUCACCCACUACCGAACAACAGAGGACCAGAACUGGUCGGCACUUGUUGCCAUCCAAAGAAAAGAAGACAAUUCCAUUACUGGGAAGAUUCAGCUAUAUUCCCGUACGCACCAGAAUUCUCAGGUAAUCGAAGGACAGGCUGCUGCCUUCGGCACCAUUCGAGUCGAAGGGAAUCCAAUGGAGACAAAGAUUUUCACAUUCGCCGUUCGAUCUGCGAUUGGUGCGAAAUUACACAUUGUGGAAAUUGACAAUCAGAAUCCUAGCAAGAAAUUUUCCAAGAAAGCUGUGGACCUCUUCUUUCCGCCGGAAGCCGUACUAGAUUUCCCCACUGCGAUUCAGGUUUCUAAAAGAUAUGAUAUUGCAUACAUCGUGACCAAGUUUGGAUUCAUUCAUCUCUACGACCUGGAAACCGGCAACUGUCUGUUCCUGAGCAGAAUUUCUUCUAAGCCGAUAUUCGUCACAGUUCCCGAUUCGGAUUCGGCCGGUCUCGUGGGUGUCAACCGUCAUGGACAAGUUCUUGCCGUUAGUGUCGAUGAAAAUAAGAUAAUCCCGUACAUCCUAGAAAAGUUGAACAAUCCGGGGCUUGCUGUGAGACUCGCCUCGAAGGGGGGACUUCCUGGCGCCGACGACCUCCUUAAGAGACAAUUUGACACGUUGGUAGCACAGGGACAGUAUACAGAAGCUGCCAAAGUCGCUGCCAAUUCUCCCCGCGGGUUCCUUCGUACCCCUGCAACGAUUAAUAUCCUCAAGAAUGCUCCACAGCCUUCAACCGGCAUGUCUGUUAUCUUGCAAUACUUUGGAAUGCUCCUUGAUCAAGGUGGGAUGAAUCAAUAUGAGAGUGUGGAACUCGUGAGACCGGUACUGCAACAAGGUCGAAAGCAUCUGUUGGAGAAGUGGAUGGCCGAAAACAAGCUUGGUUGCUCAGAGGAGCUUGGUGAUAUGGUCCGCCCGCAUGAUAUGAAUCUUGCUCUGAACAUUUACCUCAAGGCCAAUGUACCACAUAAGGUUGUUGCUGGGUUUGCCGAAACCGGUCAAUUCGACAAAAUUUUGGCCUAUUCGAAGCAAGCCGGUUACCAACCAGACUACAUCCAGCUUCUUCAACAUAUCGUGCGCGUUAACCCUGAGAAGUGUGCAGAGUUCGCUGCACAGCUUGCCAGCGACGAAAAUGGUGCCCUUGUUGACUUGGAUCGCGUUGUUGACGUGUUCAUCUCCCAGAACAUGAUCCAGCAAGCCACUGCUUUUCUUCUCGAUGCCCUAAAAGACAACAAGCCUGAGCAUGCCCAUCUCCAAACGAGAUUGCUGGAGAUGAACCUUGUCAACGCUCCGCAGGUGGCAGACGCUAUUCUUGGCAAUGAGAUGUUUACACACUAUGACAAGGGAAGGAUAUCGCAGCUUUGCGAAAAUGCGCAACUCUACCAACGUGCGCUGGAGAAUACUGAUGAUCCUACUAUUAUCAUGAGAAAUAUCGUCCGCACUGACAAAUUGAACCCUGAAUGGUUAAUGAACUACUUCGGACGUCUAUCAGUUGACCAGUGUUUGGAGUGCAUGAAUGAAAUGCUGAAGGUUAACCUUCGUCAAAAUCUGUCAGCUGUCGUCCAGAUUGCCACGAAGUUUUCGGAUCUCCUGGGACCAACUAACCUGAUCAAUCUCCUGGAGAAGUACCGAACUGCUGAAGGUCUUUACUAUUACCUUGGCAGUAUUGUAAAUCUCAGCGAGGAUCCUGAUGUUCAUUUCAAAUAUAUCGAGGCCGCGACCAAGAUGAACCAGCUGACUGAAGUAGAGCGUAUCUGCCGGGAAAGCAACUACUACAACCCGGAGAAGGUCAAGAAUUUCUUGAAGGAAGCUCGCCUCACGGAACAGUUGCCCUUAAUCAUCGUCUGCGACCGUUUCAACUUCAUUCAUGACCUUGUACUCUAUCUUUACCAAAGCCAGCAAUAUAAGUCCAUCGAGGUCUACGUUCAGCGGGUGAAUCCAUCAAGAACCCCAGCCGUCGUUGGCGGUCUGUUGGAUGUUGAUUGCGACGAGAGCGUCAUCAAAAACCUUCUGGCUAGCGUUGACGCGGCCUCGAUCCCCAUCGAUGACCUUGUUUCUGAGGUUGAGUCCCGAAACCGUCUUAAGAUUCUUCUCCCAUUCCUAGAGAAUACACUUGCCAUGGGCAACCAGCAACAGGCAGUUUACAAUGCCCUCGCUAAGAUUUACAUCGAUAGUAAUAACAACCCAGAAAAGUUUUUGAAGGAGAACGAUCUCUACGAUACUCUUACCGUUGGAAAGUACUGUGAGAAGCGCGAUCCCAACCUCGCCUAUGUUGCAUAUAGCAAGGGUCAGAAUGAUCUUGAGCUUAUUAAUAUCACCAACGAGAACUCUAUGUACCGAGCGCAAGCUCGAUACCUUUUGGACCGUGCUGACCCUGAAAUCUGGGCGUUUGUCCUUAACGUCAAUAACAUCCACCGCCGCUCUUUGGUCGACCAGGUCAUUGCCACUGCUGUGCCCGAGUCUGCCGAGCCAGAUAAGGUGUCCGUUGCCGUUAAGGCUUUCCUCGAUGCUGAUUUGCCUGGAGAACUCAUUGAGCUUUUGGAAAAGAUCAUUUUGGAGCCAUCACCUUUCAGCGAUAACAGCAGUUUGCAAAAUCUGUUGAUGCUUACUGCUGCCAAAGCCGAUAAGGGUCGUCUGAUGGAUUACAUCCAUAAACUUUCUGAGUUCAAUGCAGAUGAAAUUGCGACUAUGUGUAUUUCUGUAGGGUUGUAUGAGGAGGCUUUUGAAAUCUACAAGAAGGUUGAUAGUCAUCUGGCUGCUACUAAUGUCCUUGUUGAUUCCAUCGUUAGCAUCGAUCGUGCACAGGAAUAUGCGGAGCGUGUUGAACUUCCUGAAGUUUGGAGCAAGGUUGCUAAGGCUCAGUUGGAUGGUCUUCGUGUCUCUGAUUCAAUUGCUUCAUACAUCCGUGCAGGUGACCCAUCGAAUUACAAUGAAGUCAUCGAAACAGCCACUCACGCCGGCAAGGACGAGGAUCUCGUCGAGUUUCUCAAAAUGGCUCGGAAAACCUUGCGGGAACCAGCAGUUGAUACUGCCUUGGCUUUUGCCUAUGCUAGACUGGAUCAGCUAAGUGAACUCGAGGAUUUCCUGCACGGUAUUAACGUGGCAGACGUCGAAGCAUCUGGUGACAAGGCAUACGAGGAAGGUUUCCACCAAGCUGCCAAGAUCUUCUAUACCAGCAUCUCCAACUGGGCGAAACUUGCAACCACCCUUGUCCAUCUGGAAGAAUAUCAGGCUGCUGUCGAGUGCGCGCGGAAAGCAAACAACGCCAAAGUCUGGAAGCAAGUCAGCGAGGCCUGCGUGUCUAAGAAGGAAUUUCGCCUCGCUCAGAUUUGCGGUCUCAAUCUCAUCGUCCACGCGGAGGAAUUGCAGGAUUUGGUUCGCCAAUACGAGCGCAAUGGUUAUUUCGAUGAGCUUAUUGCUGUCUUGGAAGCCGGGCUUGGUCUGGAGCGAGCGCACAUGGGCAUGUUCACGGAACUGGGUAUUGCACUUUCCAAGUACCAUCCUGACAGAGUAAUGGAACAUCUGAAACUCUUCUGGACGCGAAUCAACAUCCCGAAGAUGAUCCGAGCCUGCGAGGAGGCAAACCUAUGGCCUGAGCUGGUGUUCUUGUACUGCCACUAUGAUGAAUGGGAUAAUGCUGCGCUCGCCAUGAUGGAGCGUGCAGCAGAUGCCUGGGAACACCAUUCUUUCAAGGAUAUCAUAGUCAAGGUCGCCAAUCUGGAAAUUUACUACCGCGCACUGAACUUUUACCUGCAGGAACAACCUCUGCUGCUGACGGAUCUGCUCCAAGCCCUUACGCCACGCAUUGAUGUCAACCGCGUCGUGCGCAUGUUUGAGAAAUCUGAUAAUAUCCCCUUGAUCAAACCAUUCUUGCUCAACGUGCAACCACAGAACAAGAAAGCAGUCAACAAUGCUAUUAAUGAUUUGUUGAUUGAAGAGGAGGACUAUAAGACAUUGCGGGAUUCGGUUGAGAAUUAUGAUAAUUAUGAUCCUGUCGAACUUGCUCAGAGACUUGAGAAGCAUGACCUGGUCUUUUUCAGACAGAUUGCCGCUAGCAUCUACAGGAAGAACAAGCGGUGGGAGAAGUCGAUUUCCUUGUCGAAGCAGGAUAAGCUUUUCAAGGAUGCUAUUGAGACUGCUGCUAUUUCUGGCAAGACCGAUGUUGUCGAGGAGUUGCUACGAUACUUCGUCGAUAUUGGCAGCCGAGAAUGCUACGUUGGCAUGCUUUACGCCUGCUAUGAUCUAAUCCGUCCCGAUGUCGUCAUGGAAAUCUCCUGGCGCUACAACCUCAACGACUUUUCCAUGCCAUACAUGAUUAACCUGCUCAGCCAGCAAGUGCGCACAAUCGAGAUGCUCAAGAAGGAUAAUGAGGAGCGCAAAGCCCGCGAAGCUUCCCAGCAAAAGGAAGAAGACAAUACGCCUGUCCUCGGUGGAUCGAGACUUAUGCUUACGCAGGGCCCCGCAUCGGCAACGGGCUCUGGGCUUGGGGUGCAGCCGUCUGUCAGUCCUAUUCCGUUCGGACAUGCGAAUGGGAUUACACCGCAGCCAACCGGAUUCAGACCGUUUUGA